AUUGGAGUCUUUUAAUGCAAUAUUUACUAAAGUGGCAGAAAAGUAUGGGUUUAGUAUACUAACAAAAAUAAUGCAGAGAAUGAAAGAAGACUGCGUAAACCCAAAUGCAUUAACAAUCUUAAAUAACAUUUGGUUUAUGUGGUUAUGUCGUGCUUGUGCGAAUACAGAGUAUAAUCCCAUGAUUGUUAAUCUUAUUUAUACACACUUAGAUCCUAUACGUGUCUGUAAUAGAUAUAUAGCCCAAAAUGCUAUUUUAAUAAAAAAUAUGUCUAGAGAGGUUUUAUCUGCCCUAGAAAAAGAGAAAGAGUCACUUUGCAUUGAAAACAGCCCCGUGAGUAAAGAAAAGUAUGACAAGCUCACAAGUAUUUUCAAGCCCAGGCUUGACACUGAAAUGAGCGGAUUAAGUUUAUCUGAAAUGUCUUCUAGGAAAAGAAAUAUUCAUGGAAAUCCAGUAUAAUUUAUUAUUAUAUUGCUAUUAUAGAAUUUUAGGAUUUCUAUAUUGUAAGGAAAUAUUUUAGCCCCUGUCAUAUGAAUAAAGAGAAUAAGCC
Nematocida parisii ERTm1 is the source of this 548-nucleotide messenger RNA. RefSeq lists its product as uncharacterized. The record is from RefSeq and is a predicted model, not a curated record. The coding region runs from base 71 to 457 and encodes 128 amino acids. NCBI's taxonomy places the organism in Eukaryota, Fungi, Microsporidia. The transcript has a single exon.